AUGUCGACUAAGGCACUAGAAGCUCGUCUCGAGCACCUAUCUGUCAAAGAUGAGAACGAGUCUGGGAACAACCAGGGCAGUUAUCCGAAGCAUAAGAGCUCUCUGUCAACAGCGAUGUCCCUUUCAGGACUUGGGACUGCAGCACAUUUGACAAGUGGGUCAAAUAGGUCAAACCUGUUAAAACUGGCACUACAAAACACCAAUGACAAUAAGGUGAACGCAAUGAAUGCUAGCUCUUCCCCUCCAAAGGGGGUCACCAUAUCACAACGCAAUAUAGAUGAAAAUGGCGAUCAGCGUCACCCCACACUUUACGAGCAGCCAGCACCAAAAAAGCUACACCUUGGAAUGUUCGAGAUUGGUAAGCCUUUGGGAAAAGGAAAGUUUGGCCGAGUUUAUCUGGCCAAGGAGCGAUCUUCAGGCUUUGUAUGUGCACUCAAAGUCCUUCAUAAGUCUGAACUUCAACAAGGUGGAGUGCAGAAGCAAGUCAGGCGUGAGAUUGAAAUACAAAGCAACCUACGCCAUCCUAAUGUUCUGAGACUAUAUGGCCACUUCCAUGACAGCAAGCGGAUUUUCUUGAUCUUGGAGUUCGCCGGUCGGGGUGAAUUAUAUAAACACCUUCGCAAAGAACAUCGGUUUCCCGAGUGGAAGGCUGCCCAGUAUAUCGCUCAAAUGGCUGCUGCUUUGAAAUAUUUACACAAGAAACAUGUCAUGCACCGCGAUAUCAAGCCCGAAAAUAUUCUUGUUGGGAUCCACGGCGAAAUAAAAAUUAGCGAUUUUGGCUGGAGUGUCCACGCGCCUAAUAACAGGAGACAGACAAUGUGUGGCACAUUGGAUUACCUCCCCCCUGAGAUGCUCAAGCCAGGAACCCAAGACAGCUAUUACAAUGAGAAAGUUGACUUGUGGAGCUUGGGCGUGUUGACCUACGAAUUUUUGGUUGGAGAAGCACCUUUUGAAGAUACCCCAGUCAUGACCCAGAGACGGAUUGCUCGAGCAGACAUGGCGGUGCCUUCAUUUGUGAGCCCAGAAGCUAAGGAUUUGAUUAAACGACUUCUAGUACUCGAGCCAGAGAAACGAAUUUCUCUUGACGAAAUACAGCGGCAUGCCUGGAUUUUGAAACAUUGUGUCAAAGAUGAGAAAAUUUUGAAGCGGAGUUCAGGGUUAUCGAAAGAGGGUAAAGUUUGA
Aspergillus tanneri is the source of this 1182-nucleotide messenger RNA. It is a transcript of the gene IPL1, whose product is annotated as aurora family serine/threonine-protein kinase. Gene Ontology annotation, biological process: protein phosphorylation; mitotic spindle organization; regulation of cytokinesis. The transcript has 3 exons. The record is from RefSeq and is a predicted model, not a curated record. NCBI's taxonomy places the organism in Eukaryota, Fungi, Ascomycota, Eurotiomycetes, Eurotiales, Aspergillaceae. Gene Ontology annotation, molecular function: ATP binding; protein kinase activity. Gene Ontology annotation, cellular component: spindle midzone; chromosome passenger complex; spindle pole centrosome. Bases 1 to 1182 code for a protein of 393 amino acids.